Molecule: messenger RNA, 1674 nt
Organism: Rhagoletis zephyria (snowberry fruit fly)
Lineage: Eukaryota; Metazoa; Arthropoda; Insecta; Diptera; Tephritidae
Source: RefSeq, a predicted model, not a curated record
AUGGUUCUCGAUUUGGAUCUAUUUCGUGAAGAUAAGGGCGGAUGCCCGGACCGCAUUCGCCAGAAUGUCAAAUCCCGUUUUGAUGACGUCGAAGCCGUCGAGAAGGUGAUCAGCCUAGACACCAAGUGGCGAGGCUUGCGGCACAGCCUAGAUCAGCUGAACAAGGCGAAGAAUAAGAUCUCCAAGGAGUACGGCAAUAAGAUUAAGCUCAACAAGCAAGCGGGAGGCAACAAGGGAGACGAGGCGGCUGCUCCUACUACGCCGGCCGCCGCCAACGAGACGAAAACCUUUGAGCUAGCUGAACUUUUUGAGAAGAUCAAUGAAAUUGACGCCAGCCUCACGUUGGACAACUUAAAGUCGAUGCGCCAGCAAGUGGAGGACAGGACGAUCGAAGUGACGAAGGAGCUGAACGAACUGGAAGAGACGCGAGAUUCUAUUUUGCGUGAAAUUGGCAACCUCCUUCAUCCUGAUGUGCCCAUCUCCAAUAACGAGGACGAGAACGCCAUCGUUCGCAAGUGGGGCGACUUUGACUUUGAGAAGAAGGGCUUCAAACUGCUUUCGCACAUUGACCUGAUCCAGAAGAUCGGCGGCAUGGACACCGAUCACGGUGCUGACAUUGCCGGCUCUAGGGGCUACUUUCUCCGCGGACCCGGCGUCUUUCUGCAGCAGGCUCUCAUUCAGUACGCCCUGCGCUUCCUGGCUGACGCUGACUUUAUCCCGCUGUACACUCCCUUCUGGAUGAAGAAGCCGCUGAUGGCGGCCGUUGCUCAGCUGAACCAGUUCGAUGAUGAGCUGUACAAGGUGGUGUCGAGCAAGGACAGCGAGGAUAGCGAGGACAAGUACCUGAUUGCCACUUCGGAGCAGCCCAUCUGCGCGGUGCACCGAGGGGAGUGGAUGAACCCUGACUCGUUGCCGAUCAAAUACGCCGGUCUGUCGACCUGCUUUCGCCAGGAGGUGGGCGCUCACGGCCGUGACACGCGAGGCAUCUUUCGGGUGCACCAGUUUGAGAAGGUGGAGCAGUUCAUCAUCUGCUCGCCGAACAAGUCCUGGGACCACUUCCACGAGAUGAUCGCCAACUCGGAGGCCUUUUACCAGUCGCUGGGCAUUCCCUACCAGGUGGUGGCCAUUGUCUCGGGCGCCCUGAACAACGCCGCCGCCAUGAAGUACGACCUCGAGGCCUGGUUCCCCGGCUCGAAGGCCUUCCGCGAGCUGGUCUCUGUCUCCAACUGCACCGACUACCAGUCGAGGCGGUUGCAGAUCCGCUUUGGACAGUCCAAGAAGAUGACCGGCCAGGUGGACUACGUGCACAUGCUGAACGGCACAAUGUGCGCCAUCACCCGCGUCAUCUGCGUCAUUCUUGAGGUGUACCAGACGCCCGAGGGCAUCAACGUUCCCGAGGCGCUGGCGCCCUUCCUCCCGGCAAAGUACUCCAAGUUUAUUCCAUUCACCAAGUACCGAGAGGUUGACGAGCAGAACGAGCAGAGGAAAGGGAAGAAGAAGAAGACUACUCGUUCAUGGAGGCUAUUUAAAUCGACAACAGAAAAGUAUCAUCACCAGCUUGCGGAACCACGCUGCAACUGUACGCUCGACUGCAGCAACAGCAACAGUUGUAGUGUCAACUGUCAAAUUGCUCAUCGUGGAAUCCUUACUUCACACGGCGAGCACAGUAGAUAA